Dreissena polymorpha is the source of this 543-nucleotide messenger RNA. Its product is annotated as targeting protein for Xklp2 homolog. The record is from RefSeq and is a predicted model, not a curated record. NCBI's taxonomy places the organism in Eukaryota, Metazoa, Mollusca, Bivalvia, Myida, Dreissenidae. Bases 106 to 543 code for a protein of 145 amino acids. The transcript is spliced from 4 exons.
UUGAUUGGACGCAGGUAUUUGUGCGGGUAGAUCAAACUUUCGUGAAAAGUUGAAUUUGAUAUGUCGAAAAACCUACUGAGUUUACUGAUUUAAUCUACCUGUAAAAUGGAAUCAGGUCAAGGAUGGGAUUUCAACGCACCACAAUUUAUAGAUUUUACAAAACCAGUAGAAGACGAGAAUGUCGACCAAUAUUUCGAAUUUGAUCAUGAGAGUGGGGUACCAGUAGAUCUAGGAGACGAUGUGGAUGGGGCUGAUGGCAGUGACAUGUUCACCACGCCUAAUGCCGAAAUAAAGAAGGAAACGAGGGCAGUUUCUAAAACCCCAAAACAAAAAACAGAGACUCCAAGGACGGCGCCAGCACAGAGAGUGACCAGGGCCAAGUCUACCAGCAACCUGAAGACUCCUACCGCAGAAACUGCUUCACAAGAAUCAAUAGAAGUUGUAACAAAACCAGCUGUAACACCAUUGAAAGGUAAGUUGAGCAUUGUUUCAGAAAGUAAUAUAGUACUCCCAAUAGCUCGGUUGAUAGCAGAAGACUGUUGA